Molecule: messenger RNA, 1992 nt
Organism: Pichia kudriavzevii
Lineage: Eukaryota; Fungi; Ascomycota; Pichiomycetes; Pichiales; Pichiaceae
Exons: 1
Coding region: 1-1992 (663 amino acids)
Biological process (GO): regulation of transcription by RNA polymerase II
Cellular component (GO): SAGA complex
Molecular function (GO): transcription coactivator activity
Source: RefSeq, a predicted model, not a curated record
AUGAAUUUGAGCAUGAAUUUGGGCAUGAAGUUCAACCUGGACUUCAACACUCUAAACGCAGCUCUGACUUCCUGCCAGCUGACAAUGCCACCGACUCGUCGUAGACGCACACAAGCGUCAUCGCCACCACCGCCCCUUCAACCAUCCUCUUCAGCCAAACCAGCACCAUCACCACCACAGGUGUCGGCGUCAGGACGUCCGCGUGUGAAAGGUAGGCCUCCAUUAAAACAAACAGCACCGUCUUCUCUUCCUCCUAUACCCUUAGCACCAUCAAACGUUAAACGUGAAAAUGGGUUGCCUGCUUCUCUACCUCAAAUUCCCAAGAAACAACAACAUUUGCAACAGCAGCAGCUACAGCAGUCGGCACCACUACCACAGCCUCCAGAUAGAAAAUCGUUUUGGGAUAUUUUGAAAACAGGAGAUGACGUUUCAAAAAUGAAGGAUCCAUUGAAUGAACUUUUUGGUUUAAUCCUGGAUGAGUUGCGUAGUCGAAAUGUUGAAGAAUCGGUCAUAUCUAACAUUGGGAAGAUCAAAGUGAAGGAGGAGGUCGAAGAAGAAAAGGCCAUUGUGAAAGAAAGAGAAGAAGGAAACGAAGAUGACGAUGAAAAUAUCCGGCCCCGUAAGAAAAUCAAGCUGAAACUCGAAACCGAACCAGAAUUCGAACCAGACAAUGCUGAAGAAAGUGAAAUACCUUCUGUUUACAGGCCUGAAAAUCCAUCUGCUUUACAAGAUAUAGACAUGGGUAAACUCAUGAAAGAUGCUGAUCAGCUUGGCUUGUACGAUGAUGAAAAAGCACGUCUUAAAUACAAAGACGAGGAGGAAUUUUUGAAAUGCAAAUUUGCCGUUGCAUCAUUCCCAAAGAAUGAUUUGCAAGAUAUGCUACCUGGUGUCAUCCCCAUGACAGAUUUCAGUGGGCCUAAACCGACCCAACAAGUUGCAUGGAAUUCAUGGCUCUCUUACAUUGAGCCAUUUUUUCGGAAUUUUAAUGAUGAAGACCUGAAAUUUUUGAAGAGUGAGUUUAUUGCACCACUAUACUUGUCAAAAUACUUAAAUAUCCCACCAAGUGAGAGGAAAAGUGAUACUUUGUUGAAUCCAAAUUAUAUACCACCAUUAGGACCCAAAUACUCAGAGGUGUGGAGUUUAGAGAAUGAGGGCAAAAAUGUAAAAGUAUCAAGGUUAUCUCAGUCAUUAAGUAAUAAGUUGAAAAAAUUAAAUGCUGGUAAGGGGAAUUCCGAGAAUCUCCCUUCAUCGAUUGAGGAACCAGAUAAAGUAUCAUGUGGACCUUUGACUAGUAGGAUUAUAAGUGGCUUAGUUGAUGAUGACGAUAAUGACUUUGGGGAGUUAUCUCAUGAGAUGAAUGAAGAAGAAACCAUCAACUUUGAGAAGUUGGAGAGUAGACUAAAUUUAGAGUUGAAAUACAUUGGUAUUUUCAUGAAUGUCAUUCAAACAUUAAAUGAUGAUAGCUGGGAACAAGAUUGGUCUUUGCACCAAGAAGAUGAUGAAAUUUGUUUUCAACUGAGAAAGUUACAAAAUGAUUUGCAUGAUGUGGAGAAGAAAAACAAUUUCCGCAAAUCGAAGAUUAUCCCUAUUAUCGAGGAACACAUUGCUUGGCAAGAGUAUAUAUCAAUUGUUGACGAUUUAGACAAGCAAGUCGAACAGUAUUAUAGAAGAAGAAUCAAUGUAUUACCUAGGAAACACAAAAAGAAAAAUCAUAAUCACGAUGAAAAGGACGAACAAGUUAACAUUGUGAGCAAUGCAUCUUUUAAGGGACUAUUGGACAAGAGGAGUCGAUGGAUUGAGAAAAUAGGCUCCCUGUUCAAAAGCAACCUUGAAAUGAGAAGGAUGCCAUCAGAGAGUAUAUUUAAGGAGAAUGAAGGGGAGCCGAACGAAGAGGAGAAUGAAGAUUCUGAAGAGGAGAACGACGAAGAGGAAGAGGAAGCAGAAAAUGACGAUGACGAAGAACAGGAAGAAGAAAAUGACAAUGGCGGAUGA